AUGGCCGACUUGGACGAUUUCUUCGCGAAAAAAGAUCGCAAAAAGUCAAAGGCAGUGAAAAAGUUUUCUACCGCAGAUGAGUUAGCCAAAAAAUUGGAAGACACAAAACAGAAGUCAGAUGUAAGGCCGAAGAAGGAGCGGCCAGUGCAAGAGGGUGAGGAAGGCGGACGAGCUGGGGAGGAAGAAGAAUGGAAGGAGUAUGAGGAACCAGUCAAGGACUAUACAGGAUUGAAGAUCCAGGUGUUGCAGGGAGGGAAUGGGGCGCCUGAGUCCGGACGGGACUCAGCGUCAGAAGAAGCUGGAGGCCCCGGCGAGGGUGGCAAAGUCAAGGGACCAUGGAAUAAGCCUAAACCGGCGGAGGUGGAGGCUCCGCCCCCGCCUCCCGUAGAGGAGAAGCCUCGUGAGAGCAAACCCACCACUUACGUGCCGCCUUCUUCUCGUCAGCGGCCUGUCGAAAACCCGCGCCGGACUCAGCAAAAGCACGCGCCGGACAUCCACAACGACGACUACUUCCCGGUGCUGGGCGCGGCGGGCAAGCGCGGCGCGGGCGGCUGGAGCACGGCCGCGGGCGGAGCCUCCGCGCACCCCGCGCACACGCGCCAGCCGCUCGCGCUCGGCAACCGCUUCAACUCGCUGCAGGACGACAGCUAG
Messenger RNA from Arctia plantaginis, 651 nucleotides. NCBI's taxonomy places the organism in Eukaryota, Metazoa, Arthropoda, Insecta, Lepidoptera, Erebidae. The record is from the annotation of a GenBank genome assembly.